AUGGCUAAGUCAUCAGCAAUCAACAAACAAGUAACACUAGUAGUUUUCAUGGCCAUGUUGAUCAUGAGUUUCUCCUCUGGAGGGCAAGCACAAAUCCCUUGUAGUACAGUGUCCACUGACCUCUAUCCAUGCCUGAGAUAUAUUAUGAAUGGGGGAACAGUUGAUCCUGCUUGCUGCAGUGGUAUUAAGACUCUCAUCAACUCAGCUAAGACCAAAACUGAUCGUCAAAGUGUUUGUUCUUGUUUGAAGUCUUUUUUGUCAAAUGCAACUGAUGGUCAAAUCAAGAAUGCUGCUGCGAUUCCUGGACUAUGUGGUGUUAAACUUCCGGUCAACAUUACUCGUAAUAUGGACUGCUCAAAGUAA
Messenger RNA from Coffea eugenioides, 363 nucleotides. Its product is annotated as non-specific lipid-transfer protein 1-like. Gene Ontology annotation, biological process: lipid transport. The record is from RefSeq and is a predicted model, not a curated record. The coding region runs from base 1 to 363 and encodes 120 amino acids. NCBI's taxonomy places the organism in Eukaryota, Viridiplantae, Streptophyta, Magnoliopsida, Gentianales, Rubiaceae. Gene Ontology annotation, cellular component: membrane. Gene Ontology annotation, molecular function: lipid binding. The transcript has a single exon.